Prosopis cineraria is the source of this 1557-nucleotide messenger RNA. RefSeq names its product protein BEARSKIN2. The record is from RefSeq and is a predicted model, not a curated record. NCBI's taxonomy places the organism in Eukaryota, Viridiplantae, Streptophyta, Magnoliopsida, Fabales, Fabaceae. Bases 112 to 1260 code for a protein of 382 amino acids. The transcript has 3 exons. Gene Ontology annotation, biological process: regulation of DNA-templated transcription. Gene Ontology annotation, molecular function: DNA binding.
AUAUAUAUAUAUGUAGAUGCACAUGAACAUGUAUAAUCCUUAGUUCAUUUAUUAGGGUUUUGAAACAGUGAUUGAGUUUCUGAAGAAAGUUGGAGCUUAUUAUUUAGAUUCAUGGGUUCUUCGAAUAACGGUGGUGUGCCGCCGGGGUUCCGGUUUCAUCCGACCGAUGAAGAGCUUCUUCAUUACUACUUGAAGAAGAAGGUGAACUUUCAAAAGUUUGACAUGGAGGUCAUUAGAGAAGUGGACUUGAACAAGAUUGAGCCUUGGGACUUGCAAGAGAGGUGCAGAAUAGGGUCAACACCACAGAACGAGUGGUACUUCUUCAGCCACAAGGACAGGAAGUAUCCGACAGGGUCAAGGACGAACCGGGCGACCAAUGCCGGCUUCUGGAAGGCGACGGGACGAGACAAGUGCAUCAGAAACAGCUUUAAGAAGAUUGGAAUGAGGAAGACUCUCGUCUUCUACAGAGGCCGAGCUCCUCAUGGCCAGAAGACUGACUGGAUCAUGCAUGAAUAUCGCCUUGAAGAUGCCGACGAUGCGCAGGCCAAUCCCAAUGAAGAUGGCUGGGUGAUUUGUAGGGUGUUCAAGAAGAAAAACCUAUUCAAGAUUGGCAAUGAAGGAAGCUCCAUGCAUAACUCAGACCAACAACUCAAUAAUAAUUCCUCAAGCAUCAAUCAACCUCGAUCCUUCAUGCACAGAGAAAGCCAAUACUUACUGCAUCACCACCAUCAUCAACAACAACCAAAUCCUAGAAACUCAUCCGGGUUCGAACUCCAAAAACCUGAGCUUGCUCUUCACUAUCCUCCUCACUUGCAAAACCCUCAGUACUCUCUCUUCCAGGCUCAACCCCUCCUUCCAGCUCACUUCAAUUCAUACUCAUCAUCAGCCCUAACUUCAGAUCACACACCUGCCUUGGCUGCCAAGCAGCUCAUGACAAACCCGGCUGGAGACUGCGAUAGUGGUAGUGAGGGCUUGAGAUACCAAGUUUCUGCAGAGACUGGAAACAUGGAGGUUGGUACAUGUGAACCCUCAGGUCAAGAGAUUGGAACAGGAAGAGAAGAUCAAGGGUUUAACGAAUGGGGUGUGUUUGAUAGGCUUGUGGUCACAUCUCAUCACCAUCUUGGAAAUGAAGAAUCAUCCAAAGGGGUUAGGUUUGAGGAUAAUGCAAAUGCACAACAAUCUGUUCAUCAAAUCAAUCAUCAUCAGCAGCAGCUUUCAUUGCGUGGAGAAGUGGACUUUUGGGGCUAUGGAAAACAAUGAUUCUCGGAGUUAAUCAAUUGGAUUAAAUGAUAUUGAAUUGUACGUGAUGAUAGGGAUUGAAGAUGAUCUCUAAAACUAUAAUUUAUAUUGAUGUUGGUUGAAUAUUAUUGUAUGUUAAAUUUAACUUGUAAUUUGAUCAUUUUACUCAUGUUUUCUCUUCUUAUUUUUUCUCCAAACUUUACUUGCUUGGGAAUAGAGUUAUAAUGGUAUUACCACAAUACUAGUAGUUAAUAUUAUACUAUAUUACAUUAGAUUAACUAGAGUUGUGUCGAAAUUAUUAGAGAAUUUGAACUAAAC